Molecule: messenger RNA, 2080 nt
Organism: Clupea harengus (Atlantic herring)
Lineage: Eukaryota; Metazoa; Chordata; Actinopteri; Clupeiformes; Clupeidae
Gene: serpinf2a
Product: serpin peptidase inhibitor, clade F (alpha-2 antiplasmin, pigment epithelium derived factor), member 2a
Biological process (GO): negative regulation of endopeptidase activity
Molecular function (GO): serine-type endopeptidase inhibitor activity
Source: RefSeq, a predicted model, not a curated record
AAUAUUAACCAGGGGUUGGGGGACUUGCAGUGUUGCACACAAAGUGAGCUGUCCAGUAGUACAUUCACCGUUGCUGUCUUUUUCUCCAUUAUUUUUGGAUAUCGCGGCUUCCCUCCCUUUCCCAUUUAGAUUUGGCGGAGACCCCAAGGAUGGUACUGCACUUCACACUGUUCCUGCUGCUCUCCCUCUGUAGUCAAGGAAUGAUGGAUGAAGCUGCACCAUCUUCUCCUUCCUCAACACCCCCAGGAGGAGAGGAAGGUGAGUGUGGAGAGGUCUUCUCCCCGGAGUCCAGCCAGAGGGCAGUGGGGGCGUCUCUCACCAAACUGGGUCUCAAGCUGCUGGAGCACCUCAAGCCAAGUCCAGAGCAACCCAAUGUACUCAUAUCCCCUCUCAGCAUCGCUUUAGCACUCUCACAGCUAGCUCUGGGGGCACGAAACGAAACACGAGCACGGCUCCUGGAGGCCCUCCAUGCCACAGACCUGCCCUGCUACCACCAGCUCCUCAGUGGGCUCAAACAGCACCUCAACACCAUGGCCAUUCAAGUGGCCUCGCGGCUGUACCUGCGCCCAGGUUUCGAGGUGAAGAAGGAGUUUGUGCAGGAGUCCUUACGCCUGUACAGUUCAGAGCCUGCUCCACUGACCGGCGUGGAGGAAGUCAACCAGUGGGUGGAGAAGGUCACGCAGGGUCACAUGACCAACUUCCUUCCUAGCAUACCUCCAAGUGUAGUUCUGCUGCUCCUGAACGCACUCUACUUCAAAGGGGAAUGGGAAUCCCGUUUUGACAAGGAGCUCACUGGCAAAGACCGGUUCUACAUCAACAGCACCGCGUCUGUAGAGGUAGUCAUGAUGUUGGCCCCCAAGUACCCACUGAGUAUGCUCGUCGACAAUGAGCUAGGGGCCCAGGUGGCUCGAUUCAGAUUCCAGAACAACACCAGCUUCCUGGUGGUGAUGCCCACGGGCACAGGGCAGGACAAUGUGUCCACAGUGGCGGCGAAGCUGAACAUCUCGGAUCUGUACGCUCGUCUGCCGAGUGAGAGCACCAUGCAGGUCAAACUGCCCAAGUUCAAGCUGGAGUACAAACAGGAACUGCAGGACCCUCUGACCAGCAUCGGUCUGGGUUCGCUGUUCUCCUCUCCGGACCUGUCUGGCAUCACAGAAGGGCCCCUCCAGGUGUCCAGUGUGCAGCACGCCUCGGCCAUCACCCUGAGUGAGGAGGGUGCGGAGGCCUCGGCCGCCACCGCCAUCCACCUCCUCCGCUCCGUGCCUAUGUUCGCCGUCAACAUGCCCUUCCUCUUCGCCCUGACCGACGACGCCACGCACGUGCCCCUCUUCCUGGGCGUCAUCACCAACCCCAACCCCCAGAGCCCCGUUGCCCAAUGAUGCGGGGCGCCCACGAAGGGAAGACAGGGAGCAGGGAGGAAAAGGAUAGGACAUUGGCCACCCCCCAGAAAGCCAAUCACCCCCUUCCCCACUCACAAACAAACAAAGGCUUCAGUCAUAUACAGUCCAUUCGGGAAGUAUUCAGACCACUGACAAUUCAUUUUUUUUAUUUUGAAUACAAAACAAUUUUCAGUUUUCCCUCUCAUUGUGUGGAAUUUGAUGUAGAUUGGUGAUGGGUAAAGGUUAAUUCCAAUGAUUUAAGCACAAGGCUCCAACAUAACAAAACGUAAAAAAAAAGGUGAAGUGUUCUGAAUGCUUUCUGAAUGUCCUGUCUGCUUUGCCCCUCUUGAAAAAGGACUGUUCUCUGUAGUCACACACACACACCCCGGUGGAAACAGAUGGACCUGUUUGACAAAGACAACAAAAAUCUCUUUUGAGAAACAGACUCCAAAUUCUCGAUCUCCCAUCAUGUCUGUUGUUACCUCUUUGUGCAGUGUGUGUUUGUUGAGCGCUGAUAUGUACCUGAUUUGGCCCAGCUAAUUUAAUGAUGCAUUUUGUUCUAAUGUGUAUUAUUUGGUUCUUUAUUGCUUCAGAGAAUGUGUUUUUUUAAACCUGGUGACAUUUCCUUCUCUAAAAUAGUGUCUCAAGGUGAAUGAUGAAAGGUGAAUUAUGUGGCUGUAUUAAAAAAGAAAUUAAUUUUA